Messenger RNA from Aplosporella prunicola CBS 121167, 743 nucleotides. RefSeq lists its product as uncharacterized. The record is from RefSeq and is a predicted model, not a curated record. Gene Ontology annotation, cellular component: plasma membrane. Bases 1 to 681 code for a protein of 226 amino acids. NCBI's taxonomy places the organism in Eukaryota, Fungi, Ascomycota, Dothideomycetes, Botryosphaeriales, Aplosporellaceae. Gene Ontology annotation, molecular function: acetate transmembrane transporter activity. The transcript is spliced from 4 exons.
AUGGUCGUCGAGCUGGUCAAACCUCGAACAAAGGACGGACAUUUGGAUGAUCGCAGCCAGCCGGCUUUGCCUGUAGUGCACCGUAGCUUUGCAAAUCCAGCACCGCUGGGCCUUCUCUCCUUUGCCACGGUCAUCUUCUUGAUGUCGACGUACGGCGUCAGUGCUAGAGUUACAAGGCCUAAUGGGAUGAUUGGUGUGCUGCUCUUCUCCGGGGGUGUUUGUCAGUUCAUAUCUGGUAUCAUGGAGUUCAUAUCCGGAAAUACGUUCGGGGCGACCUUGUUUCCCUCAUAUGCCGCCUUCAACCUCUCGUUUGCCAUGAUCUGGCUUCCAGGCACAGGCAUAAUGUCCGCAUAUAUUGACUCGGAGACCAAGCUCCUCAGUCCUGAAUUCUCUCAGGCUAUGUCGCUUUACUUUUGGGCAUGGUUCAUUCUGACAGUUGCGUUCACCGUCGCGGCGAUUCGAAGCUCGUGGGUGCUAUUUUCCACGUUGUUCUUUUUGGCCAUUGUGUUACUGCUGAUGGCGGUUGGCCACAUGCUAAACGACGACCGAGUCUUGACCGCAGCUUACUGCUUUAGUUUUGUGUCCGGGUUCUUUGGAUACUGGGCUGGAUGUGCCGGCUUGUGGGCCGGCGGAAUCACACCUAUCGACCUUCCUACAUUCCAAAUGCACAAACAAGUGUAGUCGCUGUGGUGACGAGAAGAAAAUCUGCAAAUCUGAAUGGGAGACGCAGCUGGAAUACAACU